Molecule: messenger RNA, 2040 nt
Organism: Bipolaris zeicola 26-R-13
Lineage: Eukaryota; Fungi; Ascomycota; Dothideomycetes; Pleosporales; Pleosporaceae
Exons: 2
Coding region: 1-2040 (679 amino acids)
Source: RefSeq, a predicted model, not a curated record
AUGCCCGGGAUGCUCGCGAGAUCCAAGUCUCUGCGGUUCCUAAGAAACAGCCGCAGAGAUGUCAUUGAUCAAGAGAAGGGAAACACAAUGCCGGCUCUAAAAGCGUCUCAAACAGAUCUUGACAAAUACCAUGCAUCUACGGCGAAUUUGCAACUGGAGGGAAAUCUCAAGGCUCCAGACGUGGUAAUCAGACCGAGCACCUCAGGCGGGCCUGUAGAGCGCCCAGUGAUGUCUCGCAGGGAGAUCAGUCCUGCGCCAUCGUUCCAUUCGGAAGACCAUGUCCACUCUUUCCAAUCGCCUACAUCUUCGACAACCGUACUCUAUACCUCAGAUGUCACAAAAGAGCAGGGGAUCAUUGGUAUCGCUCUUGGAUCGCCAACUUGCGCUUCGCACUGGAUCCCACCCCCUCAGGCAGUAGACUCGAAGACGAACCCAGGAUUUACAGACCUCCCAGCAAAUAUGUUGACUCACCCCAACGCCUCGUCGCCAUCCUUAAGUGGUCCCCCGGGGCAGGCCAAACCCAAACUCAGUCGAUGGAAGUCGCUAUUUCGCAAAGCAGCGCCGCCACCCAUUACUCCACAGGAGCAGGCCGCAUUCUAUCAACUAUCGCAGUCGGUGGACAAAUCAGCUCGUGCCGACAGCCACCACGACGAAGAAGUCAACGAAUCAAAGACUUCACUCAAGGACGAAACAGGGAGGGAGAAGCUGCGCAAUGUGUCGCCACCUGCAUACAAGCCUGACAUUCGCGAAUCGCGCAAAUGGAGCCAUGGCGAGUUUGUCGUGCCCAAGUCACCUCCACAAGCAACAUCAACCAGAGGCCGCGCGGUGACGGUUGGAAAUCCUGCUUCAGACCUCCAGGAGAGGACCAUCCAACGUUCAAUCCCGGCAACAAAUUUCCCUUCACGAACUGAGACUGACGACACUGCUUCAACCAUCGAUGCUAUAUCGCCCAAAAAUGUCGGCGAUUUUCCAGCUGCGGAGUCGAGCAGUUCAACACCGACGGAAGCUCCAAUCCUUGACAUCACACUCCCUGACAUCACAAUGGAGAGGUACAGCAUCAUGUUCGGCAACCUUUUGCAGUCUGGGCCGAGCCGUUCAUCGCUCCUAGAGCGACGCCAAGGAAAUACAGAAAAGGUCAAGCCGUUGAACGAGCUUUCUGCCAAGGAUGAGCCACCAGUUGAGAGCUUCCCUCUUCAGCGCAGAGUGACUUCGCCGGUUGUGACGUCCUCACCACGGCUAACACUGUUCCCUCCCACGACCACGUCUCGCGCACCCUCACCAUUGGGUACACCCGUUAUUAACCGCAGCAAGAGGGACAUUAAACGUUCCAAGACGCUGCCCUCAAAGUCGCCUGUUCGAACCGAGUUUGUAGAUAUUUCAGAUCGCUCUGAAAAAAAGAUUGAUGCCGCAAAACUAGCACCAGCAGCAUCUCCAUACCUGAAGCCUGCCCUGACGCCAACCUCCAUGUCCGGCUCCGAGUCUGAAGCCGAAUCCGUUCGCGUUGUUGCCGCCCCGAUUUUGCACGGCCACGGCCAACCGACGACGCUUCAUCUCGACGACCGGGAACCCGACUGGGAACUUUGUGCGCCGCCACCUCGAGCGGCAAAACGCGAAGCUCUCGUUAUCCCGGACACGCCCGUUUCAACGCUUGUCCGCUCUCCCUCGACAAGGCAGCCAAAAGUCACCAAGAUGAGCGCUCUCUGUUCACACCCGGCUUCUGCGCCUAUCGACGUACCUUCGCCGCUGCAGCGACUACAGAGUCUCUCGACCCCACCGCAUUCGGCCAGCCGGCUUGGGGAGAAGCGUGCAGAGAUUCAGGCACGGAGACGAGAGGCAAAUGGCGACAAUGCAGUAACAGCAAAAGCUACAGUGGGACUCGCGAGGAGCGUUUCUCUCAGCAGAGCACACAGUCCCCGAACUGUGGUCCGCGUCUCAACCAUACCGAGUGAGGAGCGAGUCCUUGACAAACUAGCCCUUACACCCACCAUGGUCGAAGUCAAGAACCGCAAGAGUCAUAGAGUGCAGCUCGAAGACGCUUAG